Molecule: messenger RNA, 563 nt
Organism: Hermetia illucens (black soldier fly)
Lineage: Eukaryota; Metazoa; Arthropoda; Insecta; Diptera; Stratiomyidae
Gene: Rpp21
Exons: 2
Coding region: 93-482 (129 amino acids)
Biological process (GO): tRNA processing
Cellular component (GO): nucleolar ribonuclease P complex
Source: RefSeq, a predicted model, not a curated record
GGGUUAGUAAACAAGGAUUUGUUUUCAUAAUUGUAAGGGUCUGUUUUUAAUGCGAAGCAGAGAUCCCCAUUUUUAAGUUUCAUGAGUAAGUCAUGGCGAACAAGCAAAAAGGAUGCCACGGUCGCGACGUAUUCAGUCGUAUGAAUUUUCUCUACCAAGCUUCGGCUUUGAUGGUUGAAAAAAAUCCAGUUCUCGCUUGCCACUAUGGAAACAUGUGUAAAUCCGUUGGGAAAAAGACCGUUCUGAGAAUGGAGCCGGAAAUGAAGCGAACACUUUGUAAAGUUUGUGGAAUAGUUUUGAAGCCUGGUGUUUCCGCCGAAGUACAAAUUAAUGGAUACAACGAGAAGGAUCAAAUGCUCACUGUAGUUUGCACCAUGUGCAGUUCUAGUAAAAACUUUGUAUUGAACUCGAAAUACGAUAUGUGGUUGGAUAAUCCUCGUUCUGUGGUAGAAACGAUUCCUGAAAAGAAGGCGGAGGAAUGAUUUUUUUUUAAAAUAUUAUAUUUAUUGGUUUCACAUAGCAAAUAAGAAUGUUAAUUUAUUAAACCACAAAUUUUAUAAUAU